This is a messenger RNA of Macadamia integrifolia, 2820 nucleotides long. Its product is annotated as adenine phosphoribosyltransferase 5-like. The record is from RefSeq and is a predicted model, not a curated record. The coding region runs from base 234 to 794 and encodes 186 amino acids. Gene Ontology annotation, molecular function: adenine phosphoribosyltransferase activity. Gene Ontology annotation, cellular component: cytosol; cytoplasm. The transcript has 7 exons. Gene Ontology annotation, biological process: adenine salvage. NCBI's taxonomy places the organism in Eukaryota, Viridiplantae, Streptophyta, Magnoliopsida, Proteales, Proteaceae.
CAGAGAUCUUCUCAGUGCCACUUGGUACCUGGCCAGCAAUAAUUUAUUUUUUUCAAAACCUUUUCUUUAACACUCACUCCUUUUAGAGAGAGAAAGGGAGAGAGAGAGAGAGAGAGGAUUUUGUAGUGUAGAGCUCUGUUUGGACUUUGGAGGGAAAAUAUUUGCAGAGCAGCUCAAAACAGAGGAGGGGCAGAAACUUUGAGCAGAGAGAGAGAGAGAGAGAGAGAGAGGAAAUGGUGGAAAGAGAGAACGGGUUGCAUGGAGACCCAAGGCUGCAAGGAAUAUAUGAAGCCAUUAGAGUUGUUCCUCAUUUCCCAAAAGCAGGGAUAAUGUUUCAAGAUAUCACGACACUUCUACUCGAUCAUAAGGCUUUCAAAGACGCUGUUGACAUAUUCAUUGACCGUUACAGAGAUAUGGACAUCUCUGUUGUGGCUGGAGUUGAAGCUAGAGGAUUCAUGUUUGGCCCUUCAAUUGCCUUGGCUAUUGGUGCAAAGUUUGUUCCCCUACGUAAACCCAAAAAGUUGCCAGGUGAAGUGAUAUCGGAAGAUUAUGUGUUGGAAUAUGGAACUGAUUGUCUACAGAUGCAUGUUGAGGCUGUUCAGCCUGGGGAGCGUGCAUUAAUCAUUGAUGAUUUGGUAGCCACUGGUGGGACCCUUUCUGCUGCAAUUAGACUUCUGGAACGUGUGGGGGCUGACGUAGUUGAGUGUGCAUGUGUUAUUGGGUUGCCUGAGAUCAAGGAAGAACGAAGGCUAAAUGGGAAACCAUUGUAUGUACUUGUGGAGCCUCGCCUAUAGAACUUGUUUGUUGAGCAUUGGGUUUUUGAAUCAUGCUUUUCUUGGAACUGCUGUUGAGUGUGCUUAUCCCAAAAAAAAAAAAAGGCAACUGCUUCUGAGUGUAUACACUCUCCCACGAACAUCAUUCUUCUGAAUGGGAUGACUGCCUUUUUUGGACGUGGAACAUUUUGGUUUUUGAGACUCAAGUGCUAGGGAAGCACUUCUUAGUUCCUUAUUCAUUUUCUUCUGUUCCAUUUUAUGAAUAAUAACUACAGUAAUAAAAAGUGACUUUUGUGGUUGGCUAUGAAAUUAUUAUUGUCAGCAAAUCAGAUUGAUAUGGUUAUUUAUGGCCUUUUCUCUGGGUGGUUUUGAUGGUUAUGCCACACUUAGUGAGAGAAGAUAGUGCAAGGACUAAAUUGUUGAGUUUGAGUUCCAUUGCUGCUUGUCAAUUUUUUUGUCUCUUGUACUAUUGUCUGCAUUCUGGUAGCGAACCAAGUUCUUGUGCCACUGCAUAGCUAGUCAGUUCUAAGAAGGAAGAUGCUGCAUAAAUUCCCAAGAAGACCAUUAGAGAUUUCUGUUCUAACAAUUGAGGUUAUUCACUGGAGCAUAGUGUAUAAUUUGAUUUGCAAAGUCUAUGAUUCAUUGCAGGUGAGAUUACCUCUGCAUUAUUUUAGUUGGCCAUAAGGUUUAGAGCAUUCCUACCCUGUACAGAAAUUAGCUAGUCGUUGAGCUGCACCUUGUGUAUGGCCCAAAUUUCAAGUGUGUACAAACUACAAAUCAUCUUAGCCAGAACUUGGGUUUCUUCUUGUCAUGACGAGGUUCUUUUUUUUCUUUUUAUUUUUUUUUUGGGGGGGAGGGGGGGGAGGGGUGUGUGGACUACACAAGCCGUGAGGAUAUUUUCUCUGGUCAUGAUGGCUGGAUUUGUUAUAGCACCCCCAUAGCUCCACCCCAUAAUCUAAACACACCACACACACAGAAUCUGGUUAGAUGAUUAUGAUGAAGAGCUUUGUAUAAAGGAUAAAGCAGGGUUUCCCACCCAAAAAUAAAUAAAUAAAGCAGCGCAGCAUUGGAAAGUGACUUCAGCUUGUUAACUCGAGUAAGGAUUGAUAAAGAUGACCAGUAGUGUUGUACAGAUGCCUCAACAGCCUUUUGGACCACCUUCAUAUAAAUUUGCGACAUGGUAGAAUGAAUCUCUCCUCUCACAUCUCGUCUUUCCUCUUGGGUCGAGUACAUCAUAUUGAUUAAGAAGUCAACUCGGAAUUAAAUCCUUUCAACUGCCACUUUGGCAUGUUCAGGUACAUCCUUCUUCCUAGCCUCCUCUCAGUUGCAAUCUGAUUGGGGUAUUGACACAGUGCAUUUGCACAGAUUACAGGUGAGACUAGAUUAUUUCUUCCUUUAUUAGUUUGUUAAGAGUUAUUCUGUUCCAGGCUGAGGUUGGAAUUGUUAACCCUACCUACAUUUCAUUUGUGUUUGGUGCCUUUUUACCUAAAUUCUCAGUUCUUUAUUGAUUAGCAAACUUAACUGUGCUGUUGAUUGUUCUGCAAUUGUUACAUUCUUUCUUUGUUUUUCAGAAUCUCAAGAAAGAACAGGAUGACUGGUGGCGUUACAAGUCAAAAUGAUGUUUGCUGUCUUCUUAAACAAACACUCAGCAAAAGGUGCUGUUGCUAUCCGGUCCAAGCUUCAGUGUUCUACCCUUCAGAGCUAUUCUUCACUUUGGGCCAUCCCUCUCUUUGAAAAUUAGAACUUCUUGUUGCAUAUCUGCAAUCAAUUUCUUAUCUGAAAGUCAGAUUCCGGCGAACUUGGAACACAUCACUAGUGAAUAUUUGGUCAUUGGGGUGGGAGAAGAAGUUUGGCCCCUCUAUUUACAGUUUAGUCAUAUGUAUUGGGUAGUUGUUAGGUACCUACAAUUCAAUUGCUUUGUCAUGUUUUAAUAUGAUAGUUCCAGUGGCAUGUAUGUAUGAAUCUGAAUUUUUAUCUGUGUUCAAGCUGUUUAAUUAAGAGAACAAAGUUCAAUUACCAAGGAGAAAAUAAGUGUAUAUUUAAAUAA